Messenger RNA from Pneumocystis jirovecii RU7, 1228 nucleotides. RefSeq names its product S-adenosylmethionine synthase. Gene Ontology annotation, biological process: S-adenosylmethionine biosynthetic process. Lineage: Eukaryota; Fungi; Ascomycota; Pneumocystomycetes; Pneumocystales; Pneumocystaceae. Gene Ontology annotation, molecular function: ATP binding; methionine adenosyltransferase activity. Gene Ontology annotation, cellular component: cytosol. The transcript is spliced from 5 exons. The record is from RefSeq and is a predicted model, not a curated record. Bases 398 to 1174 code for a protein of 258 amino acids.
CAAUUAAAAAAUGAUUAUAAUAAUAAUUUGAAAGAUAUGUGAUCAGAUAUCAGAUGCAAUCUUAGAUGCAUGUCUUAGAGAUGAUCCGUAUUCUAGGGUUGCUUGUGAGGUAGCAACGAAGACAGGAAUGCAAGAUCAUGGUUUUCGGUGAAAUUACAACUAAAGCUGUUUUGAAUUAUCAGGAUAUAGUACGUAAUACAAUUAAGAAGAUCGGAUACGAUAGCCCUGAGAAAGGCUUUGAUUAUAAAACAUGUAAUAUACUUGUUGCUAUUGAAGAACAAUCGUAUAUAUUUUUUUCUUAUAUAUAUAUCUACUUAAUUGUGGAAGGCCUGAUAUAGCGCAAGGACUUCAUUUGGAAAGCUCAUUGGAAAAUAUAGGUGCUGGUGAUCAGGGUAUUAUGUUUGGAUAUGCAACAAAUGAGACUGAAGAGUUGCUUCCUUUGACAGUUUUGCUUGCUCAUCGUUUAAAUAUAGCUCUUGCAAAAGCUCGACGUAGUGGGGAAAUGGAUUGGUUACGUCCAGAUUCAAAAACACAGGUGACAGUUGAAUAUGAGCAAAAAGAUGGCGAACUCACUCCAAUACGUGUGGAUACUAUUGUUGUUUCAACACAACAUUCUGAAAGUAUCACUACAGAAGAAAUUCGGCGUGAAGUUUUGGAGAAGAUUAUCAAGAAAGUUAUUCCUUCAAAUUAUCUGGAUGAUAAAACAAUAUUUCACAUUCAGCCGUCUGGAAGAUUUGUUAUUGGAGGCCCCCAAGGCGAUGCAGGUUUAACUGGAAGAAAGAUUAUUGUUGAUACAUAUGGCGGAUGGGGCGCACAUGGUGGUGGGGCAUUUUCAGGUAAAGAUUUCUCUAAAGUUGACCGUAGUGCAGCAUACGCUGCACGAUGGAUUGCUAAAUCUCUUGUUGCUUCUGGUUUAUGUAAAAGAUGUCUUGUUCAGUUGUCAUAUGCUAUUGGCAUUUCUUAUCCUUUAAGUAUUUUUAUUGAGCAUUAUGGGACAAGUUCAAAAACUUCACAUGAGCUUGUCGAAAUUAUUAAAAAGAAUUUUGAUUUGCGACCUGGUGUUAUUGUUAAAGAACUUGAACUACAAAAGCCGAUUUAUUCUAAGACAUCAUGUUACGGACAUUUUACAGAUCAGUCUUCACUUUGGGAAAAACCUAAAAAAUUAGCAUUUUAAUCAGGUUAUUGUAAAAAUUGAUAUAGGGAAUGUUUUGUGAAUUAAUUUAUAUAA